UUCCGUGCGGUACAUCGGCCGAUUCAGGCCGGAAUCCAGCUGCGAUCGCGGCCGAUGCAAAUUGCGUAGGUCACGUGUACCAGACACGUCCGCGCGCGAAACACGCACAAGCGAAGGAGCGAUAAUAUAUAUAUAUGUAUAUAUAUAUAUAUAUAUGAGUGCUUGACUGAGUGAGAAGAACCGGCGAGUCGCGAGUUGUGAAUAAAUGGCCACGAGAAUAAUCAGGCGGCCGAUCCCGAUAAAUAUGCCGAUACAUGUCGCCGAGUUCUCAGACGCAACAUGACGAACUGUGCCGUUUGUCGCUGCCAGUGACAAUAACUUUGAAACAAGAAUCGCGCCCACGACGAUUCGCGGUUUCCGCCGAUCGAUCGCGACCACAGAUGGGAUAACGAUGACGAUGAGCGGGUUCGCGAUCCCACGCGCCUCGAGUGCGCGACAAAUGCGAAAAGCGUAUUAAUAUCCUCGAGGGAAAUGUCCCGCAGUCCAGACGUGAGUUUUAUGGACAUUCGUUCGUUACUGUCCCGACAAGUGCCGCGAAUCUCGUCAGCGAUAUUUAUCACGACACGCCGGGAGAAAUAGCACGAGACGCGACAGCGCGCCGGAAAAUCGACCGAAAUCGGCGAUACGCCGAUAAAUCGCAAGUCCCACGACAUCGAUGAAAAGGACCUGGCGGCGGAAGGAUGCAAGCGGGACGCGUUACCGCGAGGCGUAAUCGCGACAACAAAGGCGUCACGGUGCGCGGAAGCAGCCGCGUUCGUUGAAUUAAUUCGCGGAGGAUUCGCGGAGGAUCGACUGAAGGACGACACGAGUCUCGUAGGUCGAUGUAAAGUGGAUUUUCCAGCGCCGGUCGCUGCGCGCGAGCUAGACUAGCCGUGACGUCUCCGGAUUAAAGUGAAUGCGGGAUACGACGAUCGUGUCGCGCGUCCGGCGUCGCGCUUUCCUUCCUCGUCUCGACGGCAAUCUCAUUACCACGCCGAAGCUGGACUCGCUGGACGACGAGGGAAUAUUCGGCGGCGAGUGGCUCUGCUGCGGCCGAGCGGGUGAAAAAGUAGAGACACUUUACGUCGGAGAACCAUCAACGGCGAGAAUGGAUAAUAGCUCUCCUAGGACGAACCCGUCGGCGGGAUCUCCAGCGUGUGCCGUGAGAUCGGCCUCUCCCCGAUAAAGAAACGAGCGAUCGGGUUGAGCCGCUUAUAAUGAUAGCCGCACGCUAGUCCAUUGUGAGUGAAGUAGGAGGAAGUCGGUAGCUGCGGCUGAUCAAAUCGAUUAGAUGAGCCGUGCGGAGAAGGCAACGAGAGAGAAAGUGACGGGCGGGAGAGGAUAGCGUAGAACAAAGCACACCUCUGCAGCACACACUCUCUCCGCACGAUUCGUGUAGAAGACGACCCUCACAAAUAUGAAUAGCGAGACUUUGGCGUUCUUGUACAAUUGCAGCGCAUGGGUCCUGGAACGCAACGUCACGCUGCUGCUCAGGCUGAAUUACACCGAAUUAUUGAGCGUGGUCCACGAGGCGCUGAACAGCUCGGACCGGUCGGACUUUCUCCGCGAUCGGAUCGUCGACUGCGUGUUCGCGAAUCAGGAGCGGCCGUUUAACUUGCCGUGGUGGCAGAAGCUCCUCUGGUCGCUAAUUUACACGAUCAUAGUGCUGGUCGCGAUCGGUGGCAACAGCAUCGUCAUGUGGAUCGUGCUCGCUCACCGGCGAAUGCGCACCAUCACUAAUUAUUUCUUGGUGAAUCUCUCCGUGGCGGACCUUAUGAUGUCAUCGCUCAACUGCGGCUUCAACUUUAUCUUUCUCGUCAACUCUGAUUGGCCCUUUGGAGCGGUAUAUUGCACUAUCAACAACUUCGUGGCACACGUGACCGUCGCCUCCAGCGUUUUUACCCUCGUCGUAAUAUCGUUCGACAGAUACAUGGCCAUUAUGCAUCCCCUCAAGCACCGAAUGUCCCGCAAAAGAACGAUAAUUACUCUAAUUUUCAUUUGGGGCAUCUCGUCCGCGCUGGCGAUCCCGUGUCUUUUAUAUUCUACAACGACGUCACGCAGGUAUUCCAACGGUACAAGCAGAGUCUCCUGUUACUUGUUAUGGCCUGACGGCGGUUAUUUGCAUAGCAAAACGGAAUAUACCUACAAUCUUCUAUUCCUGGCUGUAACGUAUCUGAUUCCUAUGACAGUGAUGAUUGUGUGUUACGGGUUGAUGGGUCGCGAAUUGUGCUGCUCAAGAUCUAUCGGCGAAGUCACUCAUAACCAGAGAGAAUCGAUGAAAUCGAAACGUAAGGUUGUGAAGAUGUUUGGCGUCGUGGUGACAAUAUUUGCGGUGUGCUGGUUACCAUAUCAGGGAUUCUUCAUUUUCGUGUAUCAUCAUCGUCACUUCGCGGAAAGUAGUUACGUACAACACGUAUUUCUAAGCUUCUACUGGCUUGCCAUGUCCAACUCUAUGGUCAAUCCGAUCAUAUAUUAUUGGAUGAAUAACAGAUUUCGAGUUUACUUUAAGCUAGUAAUCUGUAAAUGCUGCCGCGCGAUAGGUCGUAAGAACACGCAAAGCCAUGAAAUGCAGGAAUUAACAGGAUUCCAACGUUCGGUCGCCUGCAAUUCCGGUCGUUACAGGUCGACCUCCAUCAAGUGGCGACAUAGCACCGCGGAGAGUCAAGUGCACACCUUCAAAAUAAACCCCCGAACGGUCUGCGAGAAGAUCCAGUCUAAAGAGGGCAUUUCUAUCAUCUGAGCCGAGUAUUAGUUUAAUCGUGCGUCGCGAGAGUGCCAUGCACUCCGUGUCGCAGCUUUCGUGUGCCAUCAUGACGGCGUGGACGGGAGAAAUAAUCGGGACAUCAUAUAAUCCAGCUCUGAUCGUACGGUCGCUGAACGGCCAAUAAGUUAACGAAUCGAUAAUAAGUAAUAGCUCGCCUCGUCACUUUUUACAAGAUAUUAUUUUCUUACUGGUAAAUGUGGAGUGGACGUGUGCGGAAUUAUGGGGAACGGAGAAAAUUCAAUGUUGUGUAUAAUAAUUGGACGUACAUCGCGGUGUAAUUGAAUAAAUAUAAACUGUGUUUUAAGUGUAUAAAUAUAAUGUGUGUAUGCGCGCGCACACACACGUACACAUAUAAAACAUGCGUCUUGCAUUCGCGAUAAUAUACGCUAUUUUCCGAUAAACCGUCGUUACUGUUUAGUUUAUAUCGGAAUGAUCGAAUUAUGUAAUUAUUAGGAAAUAAAUGUGAUUUAUCUAUCUG
Harpegnathos saltator (Jerdon's jumping ant) is the source of this 3221-nucleotide messenger RNA. RefSeq names its product tachykinin-like peptides receptor 86C. Gene Ontology annotation, biological process: G protein-coupled receptor signaling pathway. The transcript is spliced from 8 exons. Gene Ontology annotation, molecular function: tachykinin receptor activity. NCBI's taxonomy places the organism in Eukaryota, Metazoa, Arthropoda, Insecta, Hymenoptera, Formicidae. The record is from RefSeq and is a predicted model, not a curated record. Gene Ontology annotation, cellular component: plasma membrane. The coding region runs from base 1397 to 2719 and encodes 440 amino acids.